Messenger RNA from Lolium perenne, 851 nucleotides. RefSeq lists its product as uncharacterized. The record is from RefSeq and is a predicted model, not a curated record. Lineage: Eukaryota; Viridiplantae; Streptophyta; Magnoliopsida; Poales; Poaceae. Gene Ontology annotation, molecular function: chromatin binding.
CGUGGCCCGGCCCACUCCAGCUUCUUCAACCCAUUUUCUCCUCUUCCCCAUCACAUUUGCGGAAUUGCGGCGAAAGUCCGAAAGCCCUAGUUCUGCCAACCCAUCGCGUCGCCGGCAAUGCCGCCGAGGAAGCGGAAGGCCCCUGCCCCGCCGCGCCGCCCGCCGUCCCGCCUGGAGUACCAGGCGCGACUAGACGGCGCGUGGUACAGCGUGCGCCUGGUGCUGCAGGGGGGCUCGCUGCGCGUCAUGUACGAGGAGUUCCCCGAGGAGAUGGACGAGUGGUACGACCCAGGCGGCGCCGACCUCGCCUCCCUGCGCGGCGUGGCCGCGCUCCGCGCCAGGUUCCGCCCGGUGAGCCGGCCCCUCGACGACGCCCGCUGCGCCGACCUCCGCCCCGGCCAGCGGCUCUGCGUCUUCUGCGACAUGUCCGAACUCGAACGCAAGUACUACGACGCCGUCCUCGAUUCCGUAAAAAGGGCGCCUCACGACACGGUGGACGGCGAGGAGCGGUGCGCGUGCCGUUUCAAGGUGCGAUGGACGGAGGGGCCGCGCCGCGGUGGCUGGGCGGAGGUCGGCAUCGCGGAUGUCACCUGCGUGCAGGACUCCUCGCCGGUCCACGACCCGGUGCUGACCGAGUUCCUGGACUCUGUCACAAAGUCGUUCGGCAGCGGGGACGCGACGGCAGCGUCUCAGGCGACCGGGGUCACGUCGGCGCCGGGCGGCGGCGAGGGGAGACCUGCGCCGGUAUAGGCUCACCUCCUAGCUCCUGUGCCGCAUUCUGUUUCGAUGUAGCCAUGUACUCUGUUCAAGAAUCGGUGAAUUUGGGGAAUUUCAGCCUUUGUGUCGCUUCA